Molecule: messenger RNA, 1215 nt
Organism: Trichoplusia ni (cabbage looper)
Lineage: Eukaryota; Metazoa; Arthropoda; Insecta; Lepidoptera; Noctuidae
Product: 3-oxoacyl-[acyl-carrier-protein] reductase FabG-like
Exons: 1
Coding region: 337-1101 (254 amino acids)
Molecular function (GO): oxidoreductase activity
Source: RefSeq, a predicted model, not a curated record
UAUUAUUAUCGUGCUGUUGUUGUCUUUUUGAGUAGUUGCUAUGGUCUUUCUGAUUCGUUAAUAAAGCGGUGACUGUUUUAUCCACCAAUCGUGGUCGGCUCAUUAAAGUGCUAUUUUAGUUCGUCAUAUAUUCACAUAAUUUUAAGUAAAUGUAGAGAACGCAUAUAAGCUGAUUAGAUUACAUUACAGCAGUAUCACUGUAAACAAGUGUGGCUUGCAUUCUUUUGAUAAAGUUUUAUUAUAUAAUUAAGAAAAGAUAAGACAUUUGGAAUUGUCCAUUUUAAACAAUUUGCUCGACGUUCUGGAAGCAUUACAUUAUUACAUUCAGAAACCAAGAUGAACUUUGCUGGGAAAGUAGUAAUUGUCACAGGUGCCAGUUCCGGCAUCGGCGCUGCGACGGCGGUAUAUUUAUCUAAGCUGGGAGCUAAACUCUCGCUCACCGGCAGAAACAUCGAGAACUUACAAAAGGUGACUAAAAGCUGUGAAACUUCAACUCCUACUUUCUGUGUUCCCGCGGAUUUGACGAAAGAAUCUGAUAUUGAAAAGAUAGUGAAAAACACAAUCGACCAUUACGGACAGCUCGACGUUUUGGUAAACAAUGCCGGCAUUAUUGAGACCGGCACUAUCGAGACUACAUCUCUAGCACAGUAUGACCGCCUGAUGAACACCAAUGUACGCUCUAUUUAUCAAUUAACAAUGCUAGCAGUCCCGCAUUUGCUCAAAACUAAAGGCAACAUUGUAAAUGUGUCUAGUGUGAAUGGUAUUCGGUCUUUCCCUGGGGUUCUUGCUUAUAAUGUGUCAAAAGCUGCAGUAGAUCAGUUCACAAGGUGUGUGGCAUUAGAGUUGGCCCCAAAGGGAGUGAGAGUGAACUGUGUGAAUCCUGGAGUUACGCUUACAGAGCUACAGAAGAGGGGCGGUCUGACAGAAGAGCAAUAUGCAGCCUUCUUGCUGAGAUGUAAAGAGACCCAUGCACUGGGUCGCCCUGGCAAGCCUGAGGAGGUGGCCGCUACCAUCGCUUUCUUAGCUAGUGACUUGGCAAGUAAUAUCACUGGAGCCAGCUUGCCAGUGGAUGGUGGACGCCAUGCAAUGUGCCCACGAUAAACAUGUUUAUGAUCAUAAUUAUACAAAGUGAAUUCUAACUCUUUUGGAUGUGCCUUUAUUGUUUGAAGAACUUAGUCAUUAAGGAGUAUCUUAUAUUAUAUAUCUUUUCAUAUA